This is a messenger RNA of Funneliformis mosseae, 171 nucleotides long. Lineage: Eukaryota; Fungi; Glomeromycota; Glomeromycetes; Glomerales; Glomeraceae. The record is from the annotation of a GenBank genome assembly.
AUGUGCAAAUCACAAGAGAAUUUUGUGCGUCCUAAACAAAAUGUAACGCGCCUUGUGGAAACAUCACCUCGAAAUGGUAUUGUUGUCUUGGGAUGUGACGAUCAUUAUGGCUCUGAAAUUGAUCCCUCUAUCAGUGGUCUCGGGGGUCUAGCUCCUGGUGAUGAUGUCUAA